ACCCUCCUACGCGGGCCUUUCAAAAUUCAGCGUACUUACAACCAAGUUCCAUAUUGCGUUCGGUCGCGCGCCUUUCGCCUCACGUCGCAGUAAAUAAAUAUUCUUUCGAUAUUUAAAUUAAAUAUCGUGUAUAAACAACUUUUCAAAUUCAUUUUGUGUCUGUGGAAAUAAAGAUGUAUCGCAAAGUUAGUGUGCUUUUGUGGUGCCUUUAUGUUUUCAGUUUUCCAUUGAGUGAUAGUGCUAUAUCGGCUGAAACUGAGACGAGAUGUCGCAACCCGCCGACUGCACCACAAAAAAUAGAACGAGUUAUUACCCUUUGCCAGGAUGAAAUCAAAGUCUCUAUAUUAAGAGAGGCUCUUGAUGUGAUAAAGGAGGAACACACAAUGCCAGCUGAAAGGAGGAGGAACAAGCGCGAAGUACCAUUUACUCACGACGAAAAACGUAUAGCCGGAUGCUUGCUGCAAUGCGUUUACCGGAAAGUGAAAGCGGUUGACGGUUAUGGAUUUCCAACUCUAGAAGGUCUGGUGGGACUGUACUCAGACGGCGUCAACGAGCGCGGAUAUUUCAUGGCUGUAUUAGAAGCUUCGAGGGAAUGUCUCAUGAGGAACCAUGAUAAGUUCUCCAGGAGUGUGCCCAUGGAUAACGGAAAGAACUGUGACGUGUCGUUCGACAUCUUCGAAUGCAUCUCCGACCGCAUCGGCGAGUACUGCGGGAACUCGGGACUAUGAUCUCUUUAAAAUGUUAAUAUAGAUUCUCAAUACUCUUUUAUCUUUAAUCUUUCACACUUUAAAUUUAUUUUUUCAAACCUUUUUAGAAUGUUAUAUUAAUUAAGGAAACAAAUGUAAAUUCAGAACUAAAUACAUAAGUAUCUAGGAGCCAAUUUCAAUGUAACCUGUUCUUCUGUCACAGUAAUCAA
Molecule: messenger RNA, 916 nt
Organism: Vanessa tameamea
Lineage: Eukaryota; Metazoa; Arthropoda; Insecta; Lepidoptera; Nymphalidae
Gene: Obp73a
Product: general odorant-binding protein 70
Exons: 6
Coding region: 174-728 (184 amino acids)
Molecular function (GO): odorant binding
Source: RefSeq, a predicted model, not a curated record